Molecule: messenger RNA, 525 nt
Organism: Aspergillus wentii DTO 134E9
Lineage: Eukaryota; Fungi; Ascomycota; Eurotiomycetes; Eurotiales; Aspergillaceae
Exons: 1
Coding region: 26-193 (55 amino acids)
Source: RefSeq, a predicted model, not a curated record
CGAAAAGGCGUUCAAUCGUAAACCCAUGUGUCUAAAUUUGCGUUGGUGGAGGCUUCCAAAGGUGGAUUUCUGCUUGGCGCAGAAAGAAGCUUAUUUCCUUACCGGAUUAGGAAAUGGGUACGAGAUAUACGAAGGUCGGGUUUGGAUAUCUUCAAAGUGGGUUUUAAGGGAGUUGCAUUUAGAAAAAGUUUGAUGCAGGGGUAAUAUAUAAGGCCGGGCAUUUUCUGGAGUGGUUCUUCUGUUAUUUAUGUUCAUUAAAGACCUUGUACAGAGAGUGUUUGGGUUUGACUGCCUACCGUCCAGAGUACCUGUGUAUAACGACCUUUCUCUCUUUUCUUACUUCGUCCAUUAUACUCAGCACAAUGUCAUCUUCGCAUGCAGGCUGGAAAGCCUAUGAAUAUUACCCUUCCAUAGCAGCGGCUAUUGUCUUCAUCAUCCUUUUUCUGCUCGUCACUCUCCUCCACACCUAUCAGCUCAUUCGAACCCGAACAUGGUUCUUCAUUCCUCUUGUGAUAGGAGGCUACU